Messenger RNA from Artibeus jamaicensis (Jamaican fruit-eating bat), 4015 nucleotides. RefSeq names its product thyrotropin releasing hormone degrading enzyme (gene TRHDE). Gene Ontology annotation, biological process: peptide catabolic process; proteolysis. The record is from RefSeq and is a predicted model, not a curated record. Gene Ontology annotation, molecular function: metalloaminopeptidase activity; zinc ion binding; peptide binding. NCBI's taxonomy places the organism in Eukaryota, Metazoa, Chordata, Mammalia, Chiroptera, Phyllostomidae. Gene Ontology annotation, cellular component: cytoplasm. The transcript is spliced from 19 exons. The coding region runs from base 1 to 3198 and encodes 1065 amino acids.
AUGGCCCUGGACGGCGAGCGCGGGGAGCAGGAGGAGGAGAAGAAAAAGAAGAAGAAGAAAAAGAAGAGGAAGAAGAAGAAGGAGGAGGGGGCUGAGAAGAGCCGCUCACCCUCUGAGGCCACGAUGGGGGAGAACGACGCCGCGCUCCGGACCGGCAGCAGGGGGCUCUCGGACCCGUGGGCGGACGCCGUGGGGGUGCGACCCCGCACCACGGAGCGCCACAUCACUGUGCACAGGCGGCUCGUCCUGGCCUUCGCCUUGUCCAUCGUGGCGCUGCUCGCGGUCACUAUGCUCGCCGUGCUGCUCAGCCUGCGCUUCGACGAGUGCGGGGCCAGCGCAGCGUCCGGCGCGGACGGCGGCCUCCCCGGCUUCCCGCCGCGCGGUGGCAACGGGAGCCUUCCGGGCUCUGCCCGGCGCAACCACCAAGCCGGCCGGGACUCCGCGCAGCCCGAGGCGGGAGUGCAGGCCACCCCAGGGGCACCGUCUGCCCGGCCGCCGUCGGAGGAGGAGCAGGAGCAGCGGCAGCCGUGGACGCAGCUGCGCCUGUCCGGCCACCUGAAGCCGCUCCACUACAAUCUGAUGCUCACCGCCUUCAUGGAGAACUUCACCUUCUCCGGGGAGGUCAACGUGGAGAUCGUGUGCCAGAACGCCACCCGCUACGUCGUGCUGCACGCCUCCCGAGUGGCGGUGGAAAAGGUGCAGGUGGCCGAGGACCGGGUGGCCGGGGCUGUCCCGGUGGCCGGCUUUUUCCUCUACCCGCAAACCCAGGUGUUGGUGGUGGUGCUGAAUAGGACCCUGGAUGCGCAGAGGAAUUACAACCUGAAGAUCAUCUACAGCGCCCUGAUCGAGAACGAGCUCCUGGGCUUCUUCCGCAGCUCCUACGUGCUCCACGGGGAGAGAAGAUUCCUUGGUGUUACUCAGUUUUCGCCUACACAUGCCAGAAAGGCAUUUCCUUGUUUUGAUGAGCCCAUCUACAAGGCUACUUUUAAAAUCAGCAUCAAGCAUCAAGCAACCUAUUUAUCUUUAUCCAAUAUGCCAGUGGAAACUUCCGUGUUUGAGGAAGAUGGAUGGGUUACGGAUCACUUUUCACAGACCCCUCUCAUGUCCACAUAUUAUUUAGCCUGGGCUAUUUGCAACUUCACAUACAGAGAAACUAUCACCAAGAGUGGGGUUGUAGUACGGUUAUAUGCAAGACCCGAUGCUAUCAGAAGAGGAUCCGGGGACUAUGCUCUCCAUAUAACAAAGAGAUUAAUAGAAUUCUAUGAAGACUACUUUAAAGUGCCCUAUUCCUUGCCAAAACUAGAUCUUUUAGCUGUGCCUAAGCAUCCGUAUGCUGCUAUGGAGAACUGGGGACUAAGUAUUUUUGUGGAACAGAGAAUACUGCUGGAUCCCAGUGUUUCAUCUAUUUCUUAUUUGCUGGAUGUCACCAUGGUCAUUGUUCAUGAGAUAUGUCACCAGUGGUUUGGAGACCUCGUGACCCCGGUGUGGUGGGAAGAUGUGUGGCUGAAGGAAGGCUUUGCUCACUACUUUGAAUUUGUUGGGACAGACUACCUCUACCCUGGCUGGAACAUGGAGAAACAGAGGUUUCUGACGGAUGUUCUGCACGAAGUGAUGCUGCUUGACGGCUUGGCCAGUUCCCAUCCAGUAUCACAGGAAGUGCUACAGGCAACAGAUAUUGACAGGGUGUUUGACUGGAUCGCUUAUAAAAAGGGUGCUGCUUUAAUUAGAAUGCUGGCUAAUUUUAUGGGCCAUUCCGUGUUUCAGAGGGGUUUGCAGGAUUAUUUAACCAUUCAUAAGUAUGGCAAUGCUGCCAGAAAUGAUCUCUGGAAUACUCUUUCUGAGGCUUUAAAAAGAAAUGGAAAGUAUGUAAAUGUACAAGAAGUAAUGGAUCAGUGGACACUCCAGAUGGGCUAUCCUGUUAUCACCAUCUUGGGAAACACAACAGCAGAAAAUUGGAUCAUAAUCACCCAACAGCAUUUUAUUUAUGACAUCAGUACCAAAACUAAAGGACUUGCACUUCAGAACAACAGUUACCUGUGGCAGAUUCCAUUAACUAUUGUGGUAGGAAAUAGAAGCCAUGUGUCUUCAGAAGCAAUUAUUUGGGUGUCUAACAAAUCAGAGCACCACAGAAUAACUUCUUUGGCCAAAGGAAGCUGGUUGCUUGGCAACAUCAAUCAAACUGGCUAUUUCAGAGUCAACUAUGAUUUAAGGAAUUGGAGGUUAUUGAUUGAUCAAUUAAUCAGGAAUCAUGAGGUUCUCUCUGUCAGUAAUCGAGCAGGCUUGAUCGACGACGCCUUCAGCCUAGCCAGAGCUGGCUAUUUGCCUCAGAAUAUUCCCCUGGAGAUUAUCAGAUACCUGUCUGAGGAGAAGGAUUUCCUUCCUUGGCACGCUGCCAGCCGAGCUCUUUAUCCUCUAGAUAAAUUACUGGACCGAAUGGAGAAAUACAAUGUCUUCAAUGAAUAUAUUUUAAAGCAAGUUGCAACAACGUACAUCAAGCUUGGAUGGCCAAAAAAUAAUUUUAAUGGAUCUCUUAUUCAAGCGUCUUACCAACAUGAAGAACUACGUCGAGAAGUGAUAAUGCUGGCAUGUAGUUUUGGCAACAAGCACUGUCACCAACAGGCCUCAACACUUAUUUCUGACUGGAUUUCCAGCAACAGGAACAGAAUACCUCUAAAUGUUAGAGACAUUGUGUACUGCACUGGAGUUUCACUGCUGGAUGAGGAUGUCUGGGAAUUCAUAUGGAUGAAAUUCCACUCCACCACAGCAGUUUCUGAGAAGAAAAUAUUAUUGGAAGCCUUAACUUGCAGUGAUGACAGAAAUUUAUUAAAUAGGCUUCUGAAUCUGUCACUGAACUCAGAGGUGGUGCUGGACCAGGAUGCAAUUGAUGUGAUAAUCCAUGUGGCUCGAAAUCCACAUGGCCGGGACCUUGCCUGGAAAUUUUUCAGAGAUAAGUGGAAGAUAUUAAAUACCAGGUAUGGGGAGGCAUUAUUUAUGAAUUCCAAACUUAUCAGUGGAGUUACAGAAUUUCUUAAUACUGAAGGCGAACUCAAAGAGCUAAAGAACUUUAUGAAGAGCUAUGAUGGAGUAGCUGCUGCCUCUUUCUCAAGAGCUGUGGAAACUGUCGAAGCCAAUGUGCGCUGGAAAAUGCUGUACCAAGAUGAGCUUUUCCAAUGGUUAGGGAAAGCUCUGAGACACUAAUACGUGUCUCAAAAACAACUCAACUCAGAAAUUCUGUGAAAAGCUCUGCUUUAUGUAGAAUGAAGAAAAUGGCCCGAUUUUCAGUGUUAACGUGUGGGAGGAAUUUUUUAAAAAUUGGUUUUGGGGGAUUUUUUUUCAUUCAUUCGGUUUUGUUUCUCUACUGGGUGUUCUUUAAAGAAACCCCUGCAAGUGAAACUAGCCAUGCUUGCUUCAGCUGUACAUUCCUUGCUCUACAGGACCAAGUAUGGUAGUGGUGCAUGUCGAUGUUGCAGUCAGUCUGGAAAAACAUAUUCAGAAUAUUUUGUGCAUGGUUGUAUGGUCCUGCCUGUGUUUCAGCAUGCUUAUUUAAAAUGUCCAAUAUUGUGUGUUACAUGUUACAUCCAGGAUGGGCAUUAUGCAAAAGCACAAAUAUUAUCUGUGACAAUCAGUGUUGCAAUGAAAGGAAAAGUAAAACAGAAAAAUUAUAUUCUUAGUCUUGGGCAUUGUAAGAGGUAAAAUAGCCUUUAAGUGAUCAAGGUCAAUUAUUUCAGCACUUGGAUUGUCUUGACAUGACUACUGUUUUGUUAGCUCAUUUUCUUUGAGUUAAAGUUGUGUAUAUGUUACAAAAGGCAUAUAGAUACUGUAUGCAUAUGUAUAUGUACAUAGGGAAGUCCCAUAUGCAUAUAGUGUGUUGUACACUGAACUUCUGCAAAGAAUCAAGAAACAUUUAUCUCUUUUCAUAAACUUCUGCAAACUUUGAAAAAGCUGAAAAGAAUUUAUGUCAGCACUAUACUUCUUGAAAAUUUUCCUAAGUUUCUCAGCUGUUAUGAAUUCUUCA